Lichtheimia ornata is the source of this 1704-nucleotide messenger RNA. RefSeq lists its product as uncharacterized. Gene Ontology annotation, cellular component: nuclear chromosome. NCBI's taxonomy places the organism in Eukaryota, Fungi, Mucoromycota, Mucoromycetes, Mucorales, Lichtheimiaceae. The transcript has 4 exons. Gene Ontology annotation, molecular function: DNA binding; DNA-binding transcription factor activity. The record is from RefSeq and is a predicted model, not a curated record. Gene Ontology annotation, biological process: positive regulation of transcription by RNA polymerase II; meiotic cell cycle. The coding region runs from base 1 to 1704 and encodes 567 amino acids.
AUGAACUCAGUUCACGACUCGACCAAAGAUUGGCAACAACAACCUGCUGCUUCGGAUGCUUCAAUGCACUAUCCACCCAUGGAUCACCAGCAUCAUGGCUACCCAAGCAUGGGUGCCCCUGUUCAUCCACCUCUCCAUCAACACCAUCCACACUAUGCAACGGCUACACACGGAUAUCAGCCCAAGCCUGAAACCGACAUGCGACUCCCUGGACGCCCGAGCCCCGCAAAGAAUGAGACCGCAUCACCUGUAACAAGAACGCUUCCCCCAUCAUCAUCUUCAACACCGCCACCGCCACCACCAUUAUCAGCACCUGGCAUGCCAUCCCCAAGCUAUCGUAAGCGUAGCCGAAGCGAUUCUUUAUUUCCACAAGAAACAGGUCCUUUUUUCAGCUCAGCAAAACCAUUCGAUAAUUUGUUUGCUUUGGACCGCACAAGUUUAUUGACUGUACGCAUCCAUUCCAAGAUGGAUCGUGGUUUCUUCCUUGCUGAUAAUGAUUGGACGUGUUAUCGUCGCAACUACUUUCAAGUUAGCAGUGCUUUCUCGAUCCAUGGUAUCAAUCAUUAUUAUGCUGAUCAUGAGCCACCAUGUCUUGUACGUAGCCAAGAUGGGUUAUUUUACCCUGUACGACGUUUCUUGUUGGGCAUUUCUGCACGCGUAUCCAACAGCGACAAGCGAAUCGAGUUGGUGCAACAUACACCCAAACGUGACAAGGGCCCACAAAUGACACCACAACCCAAGCCUAUCAUUCCUGGUGGCAAUCUUAGUAUGAGUGCAGUUGGCACCAAUCAAAACAUUGUCACUUUUGAGCGUAUUCAAUUCAAGACGGCAACAGCCAACAAUGGCAAGCGACGAGCAGCACAACAAUAUUACGUGUGUGUUGUUGAAUUGUAUGCUGAAACCGAUCAGGGCGAACAAAUCAAGGUUGCUUCAUGCCAAUCAGCUCCUUUGGUUGUACGUGGUCGUAGCCCUGGUCAUUACACUGAUAGCCAUCAAGAACGAGCUGCUGCUGCUGCUGCUAUUAGUGCACCAGCUCCAACAUCAGUUGCUUCAGCCAUGGCAUCUCCACAACAAGAUCGAUUCUUUUCAUCGCAGCGGGCUGCACCUUAUACACCACCACCAUCAACGGUCAUGGGUGAAUAUGGCCAUUAUCCUUAUUAUCCUCCACAUCCAUACAUGCCUACUAUGAUGAUGCCACCCACAUCUUCACCUGCUGCUCCUCCUCAAACAGCAACUUCGGCACCACCACCACCUCCCCCUCAGGCUAAUUAUCAUAAUCCUGGUCCUUACAUGGUUGCAGGCAUGCCCGUUUCUUCUCCUCAACCAUCACCACAUUAUCCAACUGCACCUGAAUUUGCAGCUCCACCACCACCACCACCACAUCAUCAUAAUCAUCAUCAUCAUCAACAGCAGCAGCAACAACAUCCUAUGGCUACACCUGAUGAGCACCCCAAGUUAUCACCCAAUGGAUACAACAUGGAACCUGAUUGGUCUCGAUCACGUAUCAAUUCCGCAGGUUCAAUGCCUCAAUCCUAUUUCUCGGCUCAAGGUACACCAACGCUAUCUUCAAAUGCAUCCCAAGCAAGCGCAUUCUCGCCAACUACUCCCACAACGCCUUAUGUUGCUACAAGCAGUGCUGCUGCUAAUGGAGGUGCUCGCAAGUACAAUGCCGUCAACAACAUUUGCAACCAACAAACUUCAUAG